ACAACCAACCGUCCCCCCCGCUCUCUCCAGCCCCCCCACUCCACUCACACAAACGAGCUCCACGACAGAGUUUGGCAGCCUUUCUCCUGGUGCCUCUGACUCUAUUCUUCUCUAAUUGAGAUUAGACAGCAGAUGUGGAGAGAGUAGGAGGAAGAGAGAGAGAGAGAGAGAGAGAGGCAGAGUGCGAGAGAGCAGGAGAGACAGUGAGAGUCAGUCAGGAUCAAUCUGCAGAGAUUGCAUGAAGGGAUAAUCUAGAUAAGAGUCCGAGAAAGGAGAGGGAAGAGGAGCUCGAAUAUCUCAGAGAAGCUUCCACCAUACAAAACACCAACAAUUUGUACAAGUAAGUUCUGGCUCUUUGGGUUCCACGGGCAUUCACAGACAACUCCAUGGAGUCUAAGACCUCGCUGGAUUCUGAGCCUGCGUCUCUCAGGCAGGCAGUGGGCUACUUUGAGGGGACUUUGCAAGAGGCGAUCAAGGAGGUGCACGUGGACAUUAGUGCUUUGAAGAGGGAGGUCAAACAGCGCAUUGAGGACAUGUUAAAAAUGCUGAGCCCCCUCUCGCAGACACUGAACCACCUCCAGCAGGAGAACCAAGAGCUGCGGGACCAGGUGCAACAGCUUUCCCAACAGGUAGAACGCUUGACAACGACAGCCAGUGCCAGCGGCAAUCAGUGGCCAGGUGAAAGAGCCGAGACUAGCCAGCAAGCUCCGGAUGGAACCACAAUCUGGUCAGCUCCCCUCAGAUCCUCGACUAGAAUCAAUCCCGAUGAACAGCCGGCAGAGCAGAAUGGGGCACAAGGCGGCAAAUUAACAAAACUCAGUGCAGAAGUGAACAUGCUGCACUCCACAAGAGGGAAGGAACUGACAACAGGCCGGCAGGGCCCAGCCACUGCGUUACAGGAACAUGAGCCUGCAGCAGUGGGCCUCGCUCACCUGCCCAUCACCGCGGUUACCAAAUCUGGGGAGAAAUUCUCCGCGGAAAUGUCAACGAGCACGACCUCGCGAUCGGAAAAUCUCAGCCAAUUGGCUGAAAACAGGCACCAGACGGAGAGCAUCAGUCAAACUGUGCACCAAUCAGACAAGAAUGUCAGUGUCAGUAAGACCGCCUCUUCUAUCAGUUACUCGAUGUCCAGUGAUGCUCAAUCUCCAUCCAGUGUACUCAAUCUUUAUCCAGACCCAGCCACCAAAUCCCAAUCCCCCCCUCCUACCCUGCCUCGCCAGGGCGAGAAGCGCCCUCUGCUGAUGAGGUCACAGACACUGCCCCGGACAUCUGGACCCCAAUCCAGGAAGGCUCUCUUCGAAAAGUUUGAACAGGAAGGCACAAGGGGCAAAGUUGGAGCUUCAAAAGGAAAGCUCCAACGAUCCCAAAGCUUCGGCGUUGCCAGUGCAAGUAGUAUCAAGCAGAUCCUUCUGGAGUGGUGUCGCUCCAAGACAAUAGGAUACAAGCUGAUUGAUAUCCAGAAUUUCUCCUCGAGUUGGAGCAAUGGGAUGGCGUUCUGUGCUCUCGUCCACUCUUUCUUCCCUGAAGCCUUCGAUUACAAUGAGCUGAGCCCCAGUAACCGCAAACAGAACUUUGAGCUCGCAUUCGGCACGGCUGAGAAGAUGGCCCAAUGUGACAGGCUGAUUGAAGUGGAGGACAUGAUGGUGAUGGGGAACAAACCGGAUCCCAUGUGCGUGUUCACCUACGUCCAGUCGCUCUACAACCACCUGCGGCGUUACGAGUAAAUCCCCCUUCCUCACGACUGUCGAGACUGGGGAGGGAGAGGCACAGUGGGCUCAAUGCCUUGCCCACUCUCCCAGCCUGGCAGAGUCAAAGAGCAGCAUCGCAGGUGGCAGCACCAACGUUUUGCAGCAGAGAGGAGGCACCCUGAGCGAAUAUAAACCACACCAUUUUCAGUGCUCACAGCAGAAAAAUAAAGGCCACCUACACAGAUGUAGCAGCUCACUUAAGAUUAAAAUAAAAAGAGUUUAACU
Carcharodon carcharias (great white shark) is the source of this 1973-nucleotide messenger RNA. It is a transcript of the gene smtnl2, whose product is annotated as smoothelin, like. Gene Ontology annotation, molecular function: protein binding. Bases 387 to 1724 code for a protein of 445 amino acids. The transcript has 8 exons. The record is from RefSeq and is a predicted model, not a curated record. Lineage: Eukaryota; Metazoa; Chordata; Chondrichthyes; Lamniformes; Lamnidae. Gene Ontology annotation, cellular component: filamentous actin; microtubule organizing center. Gene Ontology annotation, biological process: actin cytoskeleton organization.